Messenger RNA from Stylophora pistillata, 1760 nucleotides. RefSeq lists its product as uncharacterized. Lineage: Eukaryota; Metazoa; Cnidaria; Anthozoa; Scleractinia; Pocilloporidae. The record is from RefSeq and is a predicted model, not a curated record.
AUAUUACACUCCUGGCUUUACUGACCGAUGAGUCGAGCUGACCACUUAAAGAAUGGCAUCAUUUGGCUUUGGAAUGUUGCUUUUUUUGGUGACACUUUGUACGUUUCCAAGCUCAACAUUACAAGCGUGUACCCAGUACACAGAUAUGGAAACUGAAAUGGCCAAAGAAGGAUACGCUUACUGUCCGUACACAGAUGAUAAUUUGUACAUGUCUGGAUUUACUCGAAAACGAGGGACCGAUGAUCUAAGGGACUUUAAAACUUAUAUAUGCUGUCAGCCUCCUCCACAACACAGAAAGAAGCCGUACACGUGUACAUCAGCUGACUGGGACAUGAGUUUUUCAAGGGAGGGCUGGGCUGUUUGCUCAUCUGGGCAUUUCCUUCGUGAACUUCAUCGCGGUGGAAGCCAUGAACUGAAGAGUAUCCAGUGGGCCACAUGCUGUAAGCCGGCACUUCAUCCUCAUUGGUACAAACAGUGCUAUGAACAAGACGUUGGUCAAGGCGAGCGGAUGGCUUGCAGUAGGAAUGGUUACUAUGUGGUGGGGAUUCAUAGAGGUGCCUCUGAAAAGCUUUCCAGCAUCAAUAAGCUUAGGUGCUGCAACAUGUAUGAUAAGCCGCUCACGCUCAAAUCAGUAUUAGAAGUCAAGACAAGAGUCAUGGACAUCACACAAGAAAAUCUGGCAUUGUUGGCCAAUGAUCUUGGUUAUGGUUGGGCGGGUGGAUGUCGAGGUAGAGUCGCCGGUCAGGACUUUGUGCGCGAGGGUGAUUCCUGGAGGUCACAUUACCAGCAAGGAUGUAGCGGAUACAUGUCCACAACUCGUCUGAAAAUCCAUUACGACAACUUUUCGUUCAGAGUAAAGAAUAUAGACUACGGGAAACCGGAAAUCGAGUCAAUGAAGCCCAUUGUGCAAGAUGUCGGAGAGAUAAAGAACCUGGAUUCCCAAUCGACGAAAAGUACGAUAGCACGACAGAUUAAGACUGUCCGCACCGUCACUCACUCGUCUUCGACCAGGUUCAAAUCAGGUUGGGGUGCUUCCGUUACCCUCAGUUACAAGUCUCCAGGAUUGAUUGGCGAGGUAGCCACCGGAACUUUCAAGGCAUCUGUAACUUUGUCAGGGGGAAGCGAAAGUGCCCAGUUGAACACAAAAGAAAAUGGUGAUAUUAACUGGGAUAUUGUGCAAGUGAAGGAAACGCAAACGACGGAGGGAAACUCAGGUUCCUCCUAUCAAAUAACCACCUCCCAGAAGAAAGUCAAUGUUCCUUACAAAGCCACCAUACAAGUCCAGUUCACUGCUACUCUCGAUGGCUUCCUUAUCUGGGGAGGAGGCGCAAACGGCGAUAAUCCAAACUACCACGAGAGGUAUCGAGGCUCAGGUGAGCGGCCCAUCUUUAAGUAUAAAAUUGGCACAGAGAAGGUUCCCUUCUACACGUUCUUGAAGCAGGCGAGCCAAAGAGGUGACAGUCCUUGGUUAUGGAAUCUGAUGAAGCAGAAUAAGCCUUAUUCCAAAACCGCAAUAGACAUACUCACGGACGAGUCUCUCUACGAAUUUGAGCUCGAGGGAAAGUUCCAUGAUGUGGCUGGUUUCGAUUUUAAUGUGCAAUGGGAUGAUGUAGCAGUGGGAGGCGCUAAUUCCACCAUCAUUGCAUGAAAAUCUGUAGCAAGUGAAAAAUUUACAUUAGGCUUUCCAAACAAACAACAGCAUAUUGUUAUAUGAGGGAUUUCAUCAAAAUCGAAUAAAUUGAAGAAUAAAAUCCCUUUCA